Messenger RNA from Puccinia graminis f. sp. tritici CRL 75-36-700-3, 4283 nucleotides. RefSeq lists its product as uncharacterized. The coding region runs from base 1 to 4023 and encodes 1340 amino acids. Gene Ontology annotation, biological process: regulation of DNA-templated transcription elongation; transcription elongation by RNA polymerase II; regulation of transcription by RNA polymerase II. Gene Ontology annotation, molecular function: mRNA binding. The record is from RefSeq and is a predicted model, not a curated record. Lineage: Eukaryota; Fungi; Basidiomycota; Pucciniomycetes; Pucciniales; Pucciniaceae. Gene Ontology annotation, cellular component: DSIF complex. The transcript is spliced from 10 exons.
AUGAGUGGAUGUCAUCAAACUGCAGGACCAUACUUUAAUAUUUGCUCCAACACUCAAAUAUACCUAAUUUAUGUGAUCAAGUGGAGAAGUGUUGUAAACUUUGUAAACAACUCUGACCGUUUUCGAGCUCGCGAGGUCCCGGACGGCCUUGAGACCGCGGUAUCUGACCCAACCGACGUCCGGGUGACGCAUUCUGUCCUAUUUAGGCGGAGGCCCCUGACACUCGACACUCCACCCACCACCACCAACUUCUCCACAUAUCUCCAACGCUUCGAGCAGCCAAACCAAAACAGCCUCCGACCACCACCACCAACCAGUAUGGCGAACCCUCAAGAUGAAGAAGAAGCCAUCUUUGGAACCGACAGGCCCGAUCCCAACGAAGGUCCUUCAAAAGGAGCCCACCUUGAGGAAGAAGAAGAUGAAGAGGAUGAAGAAGAGGACGAAGAAGAUGACGAGGAAGAUGAUGACGAUGAUGAGGAAGAGGAUGGCAGAGGCAAACCCAGGAAACGGCGCAAAAGGACGCGAAACAAAUAUAUCGAUGAUCUUGCUGAUGUCGACGAUGAAGAGGAGGAGGAAGAAGAGGAAGAGGACGGCCUAGGCGGACCGGAAGAUGACUUUAUUGACCGGAACGAAAUUCCAGAGGGCGAUCGAUCGUCCAGAAGAAACUUGUUGCGCGAUAUCACUGGAGAUGACAUAGAUGCUGGGCACCGAGGACUCGAUAUGACUCGACAGGUCAGAGAGGAUGCCGAUCUUGGUCAAAUUGCCCAAGAUUUUCGAGAAAGAUAUGGGCGGCAGUCACGAGUGGCAGCGCGUGACUUGGGUGAGCAUAUCCCUAAAAACCUGCUGAUGCCAUGUGACCAAGAUCCAAGUAUAUGGGCAGUCAAAUGCAAGCCUGGGCGUGAAAAAGAGAUCGUCGCAGCUUUGUUUCGAAAGUGUGAAGUUCAUUACAAAACUCCACAACAAUUAAAUAUCAUAUCGGCAUUCUAUCGCGAUUCCUUAAAAGGUUACAUCUAUGUCGAAGCACGGCUGGAAAGCGAUGUUCGGGAGGCCAUUCAGGGGUUCGUGGGCGUUUACAAGUCCGAAUUCCGAAUGGUUCCUAUGGAUGAAAUGCCAGACCUAUUGCGAACUAAGAAGCGCGAGACACCGAUCGUUCCAGGAGGAUGGGUGAGAAUCAAACGAGGGAAAUAUAAUGGAGAUUUGGCUCAAGUCACCGAAGUCCUUGAAAACGGAGACGAAGUUGGACUGCGGUUCGUCCCUCGAAUCGAUUUAAAUCCUAAAGAAGAUGGGGUUAAGGUUGGCCCGGACGGCAAGAAGCGUAAAAAGGGUAAUACAACCAGCGGCGGGAUCGCUUUUAGGCCACCACAGAAACUGUUCAAUGCCGAAGAAGUCAAGAAAGCUUACAAGCCUGGCGAUGUCACUCGAUCUCAGCGAGGUGGAUACAGUUUUCAUGGUGAUUUAUUCAGAGAGGGAUACAUCGAGAAAGAUUUGAAGAUCUCCGCAUUGGAAAUUGUAGAUGUCAAUCCCAGGAUUGACGAGAUAGCCAAGUUUCUUGGUGAUCCCUCAGACAGUGAUCCUAGUCGAACCUUAAAUUUAUCUCAGAUUGCCGAAUUAACCAAGAAGGCUGGAACGGCUGUCUUACAACCCGGUGAUCAUAUCGAGGUUUUCGAAGGUGAUCAGAAGGGUAUUCAAGGAACGGUGGAGUCGAUCGAGAAGGAAAACGUCAAUAUCCUUCCUGAUCCGCUAGCUCAUCCUGAUCUCAAGGGUGCUAAGAUCGAGAUCCCGGCUAGUUCGCUUCGUAAAAGCUUCAAACCAGGAGACCACGUCAAAGUCAUGGCCGGUCAGAAUACCGAUGAAACUGGUUUGGUCAUUCGUGUCCGAGAGGAUGUGGUCACCUUCCUCAGCGAUCUUAGUUGUAAGGAGGUGGAGUCAUUUGCAAGAGAUCUUCGCGUGGCAGCUGAAGUCGGUAGCAGCGCCAACACAUUUGGUCAAUUCGAAUUAUAUGACUUAGUACAACUAGAUCCGCAAACCACUGGAGUAAUCUUUAAAAUCGAGCGUAAUACCUUCAAAGUCAUCGACCAGAACGGCAAUGUUCGUAGUGUCAAGCCAAAUCAAAUUAGCGCCAAGAAGGACUCUAAGUAUGCCAUUGCCACCGAUGCUGAUGGCUAUGAGAUUGCAGUGAAUGAUCAGAUGAAAGAGAAGUCUGUUGGGGGACGAACUGACGGACGGGCAGGUCGAGUCCUGCAUAUCUAUCGAUCCAUGUACGCCUUUCUUCACAGUCACGACACGACCGAGAACGGCGGAGUGUUUGUGACGAACGCUCGCAACCUAGUAUCGGUAGCCCCCAAGGGAUCCAAGAAGGAUUCAGGCGGAUUAGACUUAACCAAGAUGAAUCCUGAAAUGGCUAACCGACCCCCGGUUGGUGGGGCGAUGGUCGCAGCUGGCCUGGGUCAACGAUUCAAGAGGGAUGAAGAUAUCGGCAAGCUUUGCUACAUCAUCAAAGGGCCUAAUAAGGGCCUUCAAGGAAUCAUCAAGGAUAUCAAUGGAUUGCUCGCCCGAGUAGAAUUGCACACCAACAACAAAACGCUCACGAUCGAAAAGACAAAACUUGGUGCUAAAGGCCGCGAUGGUAAAGUCCACCCCUUAGCAGAUUUGGCGCGGGAGAAUUUCAGUAGCUCCAGCCGACCAGGUGGGUUUGGUUCCAGCGGCGGCAACAGGUCUUCCUAUGGAGGACCCACCGGAAGCAAUUCUGUUCGACAUGGUGGCCAAUCUGUUCACAGUGGUAUCGGUGGUGCGACUCCAGCCUGGGGGGCCAGUGGAGGUCGAACUUCAAACCCAUACGCAGAUGGAUCUCGUACCUCAUACCCAAGCGAUGGUGGUCGAACCUCAAACCCGUACACGGAUGGCGGUCGGACUCCAGCCUACAGCACUUCAGGAGCCUGGGAUCCAGGCUCAAAGACGGCCAUCGCGUCCGGUUAUGGGUCGACUAAUGGGUGGGACGCAGCCGAACAGUCGUACAACAGUUCUGCUCAAACCCCCGCUCAGCGAACUGAUAUUGGCACUCCUCACGAUCCUUGGGGAAGCCGCACGCCAGCCCAAGCACCCACCCCAAGAGUCGAUAGGCACGCGCCUACCCCUGGCACGUCAUCCAAUCUCACCAGAGGCGACCGAUCUGAGAGACGCGAAGAGGGAUCGAUGUCCAGUUGGGGAAACCCCGCAGGAGUCACGCCCUUUGCUGCUGCCCCUACGCCUACGGCUUACGGUGGACGAGGUGGGAAUAUAGCACCGACGCCCAACGCACCAACUCCUGGAGGUUUGACCCCAUAUGGUGCGGCCCCAACUCCUGCGCCAUAUGGUGCCGCCCCGACACCUGUGGGAUAUGGAAAUGCACCAACCCCAGCGGCGUACUCGGCACCGACUCCUGUGGCAUACGGCUCUGCUCCUACCCCCGCGGCUUAUGGUUCCGCACCUACACCAGCGGCAUACGGCUCGGCGCCUACGCCCUAUUCAUCGAAUCCCAACUUCACCGCGGCGAGUCCAGCUGGGCCUUAUAACCAUGGCACCAAUGCCGCAACGCCUUAUACUGCAGCCACGCCAGGAGGGGGAUUAGUCAACCAACAUCCCUCAGCACUCAUGGGGAUCUCACACAUGGGUUUGCCCGAAAACUGGCCGGUCCCUGGGAUCGAGGUGGCGAUCAUUCGACCAAGAGAAGGGCCAUCCUUCAACGGCUCUCGAAACGACGACGAACAUGUGGUGGUUCUUGGGUCGGCAGGGACGCACCGGAACGGCCCCUAUAACGUCAAAUGCUUGAGCUCUAAUGCGCGCAUCCCCCCCGUGCCGAUCGAGUUCCUCGAGCCCGUCCCGCCCCGCGCUCCUGGUGAUCCCGUCGUCAUCCUUCAAGGUAUCUAUCGCACUAAGCGGGCUACUACUAUUAGUAGAGAUGCCUCAGAUUGGAUGGUUCAGUUGGAAACUGGAGAACAAACUAUCGUCGAAUCUUCUCAUCUUGCUAUUUAUAAAGGCUGUUGAUCUCCUAUCCCUUUGAGUCAAUACACACACACACACAUACAUAUAUAUACAUACAUAUACACACAUAUUUAUAUGUAUCUAUCUUCAAUCCUGUACAAAUGUAUCCCACUUGUUUUUUUCUCUCUUUUUUUAUAAAAAAACAAGAAAAUGUGAUUUCUUUUGUUUCCUUUUUUUGAAAUAGGAUUGUUCAUGUCUAGCAUUUUAGCUAGCUGGACAAUCAGCCACCAGCUUGGCCAGUAAAAUUUAUGAAAGAAAAAAAA